AGUAGUGGAAAGCCUGGGAAUCCAAGCACAUCAGCGGCUACAGCUAUGGCUGAGCGCCGCGCCUUCGCCCAAAAAAUCAGCAGAACUGUUGCAGCCGAGGUAAGAAAACAGAUCGCUGGUCAGUAUGGGGGCUCCCCACAGCUCCUCAAGAACCUCAACGUGGGUGCUGCCGCCAGCAACACCGUUCCUCUCACAGAGGCAGUGGAGCCGGUAGACUUUGAGGAGUACCUCAUCACCCAUCCCCCCAUCAUCGAGUCGGGCCCCCUGAGGGACCUCAUCGAUUUCCCCCCGGAUGACAUCGAGGUGGUCUACACCCCCAGAGAGUGUCGUACCGUGGGACAGGUGGUGCCUGAGGAAGGGGACAAUGACGCCCACGUCAGAGACUGUGUCAGGUCCUACACUGAGGACUGGGCCAUCGUCAACAGAAAAUACCAUAAGCUUGGUACAGGGUUUAACCCUAAUACCCUGGACAGGCAGAAGGAGAGGCAGAAAGGCCUGCCCAAACAGGUGUUUGAGGCCGAUGAGAUGCCAGACGUUAGCACUUACCAGGACGACCAGGAUGAUCUGAAGCGUAGGUCCAUGUCCAUUGACGACACCCCGCGUGGCAGCUGGGCCUGUAGUAUCUUUGACCUGAAGAACUCUGUCCCCGACGCCGUCCUGCCCCACCUGCUUGACCGGGCCCCCAACGAGGAGAUAGACCGGCACAACGAGGAGCACCGCAAGUCCCACCGCCACCGCGAGCUCUUCGCCCUGCACCCCGCCCUCGAUGAGGAGGAACCAAUAGAGCGCCACUGUGUGCCUGACGUCCCUAAAGAACACUUUGGCCAGAGGCUACUCGUCAAGUGCUUGUCCUUGAAAUUUGAGAUCGAAAUCGAGCCCAUAUUCGCCUGUUUGGCCUUAUAUGAUGUAAAGGAAAAGAGAAAGAUAUCGGAGAACUUCUUCUUUGACCUGAAUUCAGAGCAGACUAAAGGGAUGCUGCGCCCCCACAUCCAGGCAGCAGCAAUUUCUACUCUGGCACGCUCCGCCAUUUUCUCCAUCACGUACCCCUCCCAGGACGUCUUCCUCGUCAUACAGCUGGAGAAGGUGUUGCAGCAGGGAGACAUAGGAGAGUGUGCAGAACCGUACAUGGUCUUCAAAGAGUCUGAUGCAGCCAAAAACAAAGAGAAGUUGGACAAGUUGCGGAGCCAGUCAGAGCAGUUCUGCACGCGUCUGGGUCGGUACCGGAUGCCCUUCGCCUGGACAGCCAUCCACCUGAUGAACAUCGUGAACAGCGCCGGCAGUCUGGAGAGAGACACUGAGCUGGAGAUGGGACUGCCAGAGAGGAAAGGUUCGUGGUCUGAGAGGAGGAACUCGAGCAUCGGUGGACGGCGCUCAUUAGAGAGAACCACCAGUGGAGAUGAAUCAUGUAGCCUGACCAGCUUCAGACCUGCUACCCUCACCGUCACCAAUUUCUUCAAACAGGAGGGAGACCGACUGAGUGACGAGGACCUGUAUAAAUUCCUGGCUGACAUGAGGAGGCCGUCUUCAGUGCUGAGGAGACUGAGGCCCAUCACAGCCCAGCUGAAGAUCGACAUAUCCCCGGCCCCAGAGAACCCCCACUACUGCUUGACCCCUGACCUCCAGCAGGUCAAGCCCUACCCAGACAGCAGGGUUCGCCCCACCAGAGAGAUACUGGAGUUCCCCCCCAGGGAUGUCUACGUACCCAACACCACCUACAGGAACCUGCUGUAUGUGAAUCCACACAGCCUGAACUUCGCCAACCGUCAAGGCUCCGCCCGAAACAUCACAGUGAAAGUACAGUUUAUGAACGGGGAGGACCCCAACAACGCUAUGCCGGUGAUUUUUGGGAAGUCCAGCUGUGGAGACUACACCAGAGAGGCAUACACUGCCGUGGUAUAUCAUACCAGGUCCCCAGACUUCCAUGAUGAGGUGAAAAUCAAGCUGCCGGCCUCUCUGACUGACCACCACCACGUUCUGUUCACCUUCUACCAUGUCAGCUGCCAGCAGAAACAGAACACCCCCCUGGAGACCCCUGUGGGAUACACGUGGAUCCCCAUGCUUCAGAAUGGGCGUCUGCGUACAGGAAGCUUCUGUCUCCCUGUGUCUCUAGAGAAACCUCCCCAGUCCUACUCUGUCCUCUCCCCUGACGUUCCUCUACCAGGGAUGAAAUGGGUGGAUAACCACAGAGGGGUGUUCAACGUUGAAGUGACGUCCGUUUCCACCGUCCACACACAGGACCAGUACCUGGAUAAGUUCUUUGCAUUGGUGCAUGCCCUGGAUGAGCACAUGUUCCCUGUGCGGAUCGGAGACGUGCGCAUCAUGGAGAACAACCUGGAGGCGGAGCUAAAGUCCAGCAUCGCAGCACUAAACUCCUCCCAGCUGGAGCCCAUCGUCCGAUUCCUCCACCUCCUAUUGGACAAGCUGGUGGUGCUGGUGGUGCGGCCGCCCGUCAUCGCAGGACAGAUAGUGAACCUGGGCCAGGCCUCGUUCGAGGUGAUGGCCUCCGUAGUGAACCGGCUCCAUAAGUACCUAGACACCAGUCAGGACAUGCACGGCAGAAACAGCCUGCUCUCCUCUUAUAUAUACUACGUCUUCAGACUGCCCAACAUGGACCCCAACUCCCCCUCACCAGGUCCUGGAGGGCUGGGUGGUUCAGUCCACUAUGCCACCAUGGCCAGAUCAGCCCAGCGACCAGCUAGCCUAAACCUCAACCGCUCCCGUAGCCUUAGCAACAGUAACCCGGACAUCUCCGGAACACCCACCUCCCCUGAUGAUGAGGUCCGCUCCAUCAUUGGCAGUAAGGGUCUAGACCGCUCCAACUCCUGGGUGCACACCAUGGGGUGUAAGAGUACCCCCUGGGGAUCCAGCCCUGUCUCUGCCUCUGACACUGACACCAUGCAGGCCAUGGAGCGCUGUGGCAACCGCAUGUCUUCGCACACUGAGAGCGCCAGUUUCUUGCAAACUUUAACAGGACGGUUACCCACCAAAAAGUUGUUCCAUGAGGAGCUGGCCCUACAGUGGGUGGUGAGCAGUGGCAGCGUCCGGGAGGGAGCUCUCCAACAGGCCUGGUUCUUCUUCGAGCUCAUGGUGAAGAGCAUCAUCCAUCACCUGUACUUCACCGACCGGCUGGAGUCGCCCAGGAAGAACCGUUUCCCCGAGCGCUUCAUGGAUGACAUCACAGCCCUGGUCAGCACCAUCGCUGGGGACAUUGUCUCACGCUUUCAGAAGGACCUGGAGCUGGUGGAGCGCCUAAACACCAGCCUGGCCUUCUUCCUGAAUGACCUGCUGUCUGUCAUGGACCGAGGCUUCGUCUUCUCCCUCAUAAAGACCUACUGGAAACAGGUGUCCGCUAAGCUGUACAUGCUACAGAACCCCACUCUGGAGUCUCUGAGACUGGACUUACUGAGGAUCGUCUGCAGCCACGAGCACUACGUUACCCUUAACCUGCCCUGCAGCCUGCUCACGCCCCCCGCCUCGCCGUCUCCCAGUGUGUCCUCCGCGACCUCGCAGAGCUCAGGCUUCUCCACCCAUGCGCAGGACCAGAAGAUAGCCAAUAUGUUUGAGCUGUCUGUCCCCUUCAGAGAGCAGCACUACCUGGCUGGACUGGUGCUGGCUGAACUGGCUGUCAUCCUGGACCCAGAGGCCGAAGGGAUGUUUGGCUUACAUAAAAAGGUGGUCAGUGUGGUACAUAACCUGCUGUCCAGCCAUGACUCUGACCCCCGCUACGCUGACCCCGAGGUCAAGGCCCGCGUUGCCAUGCUCUACCUGCCACUCAUCGGCAUCAUCAUGGAAACGCUUCCCCAGCUUCACGACUUCACAGAGUCCCAUAACCAGUGGGGUCGUCCCGGCGGGGCUCAGGGGGCUCCGGGUGGGGCCGGGGGGGACGAGUCUGGAGAGGAUGGCAACAGCAUGAUCAGUCAGACCGUUGCCAUGGCAAUAGCGGGGACAUCCGCUCCGAUAUCUCGUCCCAGCAGCUUCCUGCUCAACCCACAGGCCAGUCGUCAGCAUGGCACCUUCUCAGCAGAGUCCAGUCGCAGCCUGUUGAUCUGUCUGUUGUGGGUUCUGAAGAAUGCAGAUGAGUGUGUCCUACAGAAGUGGUUCUCUGACCUGUCUGUCUCCCAGCUCAACCGUCUGCUGGACAUGCUCUACCUCUGUGUCUCCUGCUUCGAGUACAAGGCCCAUGUUGUGUUCACCAUGCAGGGGAAGAAGGCCUUUGAGCGCAUGAACAGCCUGACCUUCAAGAAGUCCAAGGACAUGAAGGUCAAGCUGGAGGAGGCCAUACUGGGGAGCAUCGGGGCGCGCCAGGAGAUGGUCCGCCGCAGCAGGGGACAGCUAGGUACACUAGAGAGGAGUCCAUCAGGCAGUGCCUUUGGCAGCCAGGAGAACCUGCGCUGGAGGAAAGACAUGACACACUGGCGCCAGAACAGCGAGAGGAUGGACAAGAGCCACAGAUCACUCAGGUUUAGAGACAGUGUCCUACUACGCAACCCAGGGAGUCGAACCAAAACCCAAAUCCAGGAGCCUUUAGUUGUUAGGACCAGAGCGGAGCUGGAGCACGAAGCACUUAUUGAUGGUAACCUGGCAACCGAGGCCAACCUGAUUAUUCUGGACACUCUGGAGAUCAUCGUUCAGACGGUGUCUGUGACGGAGUCUAAGGAGAGUAUCCUGGGUGGAGUGUUGAAGGUGCUCCUCCACAGUAUGGCCUGUAACCAGAGUGCCGUCUACCUUCAACACUGCUUCGCUACACAGAGAGCUCUCGUCUCAAAGUUCCCGGAGCUGCUGUUUGAGGAGGAGACAGAGCAGUGUGCUGACCUCUGUCUGCGUCUACUGAGGAACUGUAGCAGCAGUAUCGGCACCAUCAGGGCCCAUGCCUCCGCUUCACUCUACCUGCUCAUGAGGCAGAACUUUGAGAUCGGCAACAAUUUUGCGCGUGUCAAGAUGCAGGUGACCAUGUCCCUGUCCUCCCUGGUUGGAACGUCUCAGAACUUCAACGAGGAGUUCCUCCGACGUUCCCUGAAGACCAUCCUGACCUACGGAGAGGAAGACCUGGAACUCCGGGAGACCACCUUCCCUGAUCAGGUCCAGGACCUGGUGUUCAACCUGCACAUGAUCCUGUCUGAUACAGUCAAGAUGAAGGAGCACCAGGAGGACCCAGAGAUGCUCAUAGACCUCAUGUACAGGAUCGCUAAGGGUUACCAGACGUCUCCAGACCUGCGUCUGACGUGGCUGCAGAACAUGGCGGGUAAACACUCUGAGAGGACCAAUCACGCGGAGGCAGCCCAGUGUCUGGUGCACAGCGCCGCUCUGGUGGCAGAAUACCUCAGCAUGCUGGAGGACCGCAAGUACCUGCCGGUCGGCUGUGUCACCUUCCAGAACAUCUCUUCCAACGUGCUGGAGGAGUCAGCGGUGUCUGAUGACGUGGUGUCUCCCGAUGAAGAGGGUAUCUGCUCGGGGAAAUACUUCACAGAGGCUGGUCUGGUGGGGCUGCUGGAUCAGGCUGCUUCCUCCUUCUCCAUGGCUGGUAUGUACGAGGCGGUGAACGAGGUGUACAAGGUCCUGAUCCCCAUCCACGAGGCCAGCCGGGACGCCAAGAAGCUGGCCACCAUACAUGGUAAACUACAGGAAGCCUUUGGCAAAAUCGUGCACCAGAGCACUGGCUGGGAGAGAAUGUUUGGUACUUACUUCAGAGUCGGAUUGUACGGCUCUAAAUUCGGGGACUUGGAUGAGCAGGAGUUUGUAUACAAAGAGCCUGCCAUCACCAAGCUAGCUGAGAUCUCACACCGACUCGAGGGGUUUUAUGGCGAGCGCUAUGGAGAAGACCAGGUGGAAGUCAUUAAGGACUCCAAUCCCGUGGACAAGUGCAAACAGGACCCAAAUAAGGCUUAUGUCCAAAUCACGUACGUGGAGCCGUACUUCGACACAUACGAGAUGAAGGACCGCAUCACGUACUUUGACAAGAACUACAACCUGCGGCGGUUUGUCUACUGCACGCCGUUCACACUGGACGGGCGGGCGCACGGGGAUCUGCACGAUCAGUUCAAACGCAAAACCAUCCUGACCACAUCCCACGCCUUUCCCUACAUUAAGACCCGUAUCAACAUCAUCCACAAAGAGGAGAUCAUCUCCAUGCCCAUCGAGGUGGCCAUAGAGGAUAUGCAGAAGAAGACCCAAGAGCUGGCCUUCGCUACCCACCAGGACCCGUCUGAUGCCAAGAUGCUGCAGAUGGUGCUGCAGGGGUCAGUUGGGACUACCGUCAACCAGGGACCUCUGGAGGUGGCACAGGUGUUCCUGUCAGAGAUCCCCAGUGAUCCUAAACUCUACAGACACCACAACAAACUACGCCUCUGCUUCAAAGACUUCACCAAGAGGUGUGAAGAUGCCCUGCGUAAAAACAAGAGUCUGAUUGGUCCAGACCAGAAGGAGUACCAGAGGGAGUUGGAGAGGAACUACCAUCGCCUGAAGGAGGCGCUACAACCACUCAUCUGCAGAAAGAUACCCCAGCUUUAUAAACCUGUGCUGCAGGUCAACUCUCACAGCAAACGGACAGCUUGACCAGAGAUUCCUUCAGCAGAAUGAGUCUCCGCAAGCUUGAACUUUGAAGAUGAAGAGAAAUUGAAGAAUCACAACCUUAAUUUAUUCAUGUGUAAAUACUGAGAGUCAGUGUCUUCAGAAAGUCAGUGUUCCCCAUAGCCAGCGGAAGGAAAGCUAAAGUGUUACUACGAACUCGGUACAUCAUUCCAGUGUCUUAUUCGUUUACAGGCAGCCUGUUACGCAAUCAGUGGGUUUAACAAAGUGGAACUUACUACGUACAAUGUGUCAAAUCUGUAUACAUAUUUCAUGUGUGCACUUUCUUUUUUCGUGUAUCAUUGCAUUUUAUGACUUUAAAGUUUAUUAUUUAAUCCAAAAUGAGAAAAAAAACUAGCAAAAUAUGUGCCACCACUCUUUGUCAUAAUGCUUUCUUUUUAGUUAAGAUACAUUUGUUUAAAGUUAAGGAAAUGUUUUAAACAUCAUGAAUAGUUUUAUGUCGUUUUUGUUUACUUUAAGUAUUUUACUAAAUCAUUAUUUUAAUGUCCAA
Molecule: messenger RNA, 7075 nt
Organism: Coregonus clupeaformis (lake whitefish)
Lineage: Eukaryota; Metazoa; Chordata; Actinopteri; Salmoniformes; Salmonidae
Gene: dock7
Product: dedicator of cytokinesis 7
Exons: 51
Coding region: 46-6552 (2168 amino acids)
Biological process (GO): axonogenesis; small GTPase-mediated signal transduction; positive regulation of GTPase activity
Molecular function (GO): guanyl-nucleotide exchange factor activity
Source: RefSeq, a predicted model, not a curated record